Molecule: messenger RNA, 3649 nt
Organism: Manis javanica (Malayan pangolin)
Lineage: Eukaryota; Metazoa; Chordata; Mammalia; Pholidota; Manidae
Gene: ATP6V0A2
Product: ATPase H+ transporting V0 subunit a2
Biological process (GO): proton transmembrane transport; vacuolar acidification
Cellular component (GO): vacuolar proton-transporting V-type ATPase complex; vacuolar proton-transporting V-type ATPase, V0 domain; plasma membrane
Molecular function (GO): ATPase binding; proton-transporting ATPase activity, rotational mechanism
Source: RefSeq, a predicted model, not a curated record
CGGCGGGGGCGGGGCCUGGAGGCCGUUCUUGCAACGGCUGGAGUGUCGGAGGUGGGAGGGCCCGGGUGGCUGCCGCAGCCCAGAGCCCAAUGUUGCCGGGAGGCGCUCAGGCUGCAGCAGGAGCCCGAGGCCCGGGCCAUCCCGGCUGAACGUUCGCGGGGCCGCCCGGACCGCCAUGGGGUCCCUGUUCCGGAGCGAGACCAUGUGCCUGGCGCAGCUCUUCCUGCAGGCCGGCACGGCCUACGAGUGCCUCAGCGCGCUGGGCGAGAAGGGUUUGGUCCAGUUCCGAGACCUCAACCAGAACGUAAGUUCUUUCCAAAGAAAAUUUGUUGGUGAGGUGAAGAGGUGUGAAGAACUAGAGCGUAUAUUGGCAUAUUUGGUGCAGGAAAUUAAUAGAGCUGAUAUUCCCCUUCCCGAGGGAGAGGCCAGUCCUCCUGCUCCUCCUCUUAAACAAGUUCUAGAAAUGCAGGAGCAGCUGCAGAAGCUCGAAGUUGAACUGAGAGAAGUCACCAAGAACAAGGAGAAACUGAGGAAGAACUUGCUUGAGCUGAUUGAGUACACGCACAUGCUGAGGGUGACGAAGGCCUUUGUGAGGCGGAGCGUGGAGUUUGAACCUACUUAUGAAGAAUUCCUUCCCUUAGAGAAUGAUGCAUUAUUGGACUACAGCUGUAUGCAGAGGCUGGGAGCAAAACUGGGAUUUGUGUCUGGCCUAAUUAACCAAGGAAAAGUCGAAGCAUUUGAAAAAAUGUUGUGGAGGGUCUGCAAAGGGUACACCAUUGUGACCUAUGCAGAACUCGGUGAGCCCCUGGAAGACCCUGAAACAGGAGAAGUCAUAAAAUGGUAUGUGUUUUUAAUAUCCUUUUGGGGAGAGCAGAUUGGCCACAAGGUUAAGAAGAUAUGUGAUUGUUACCACUGCCAUAUUUACCCCUACCCAAAUACUGCUGAGGAGCGAGCUGAGAUUCAGGAGGGGCUGAAUACCCGGAUUCAAGAUCUUUAUACUGUGCUCCACAAAACUGAGGAUUAUUUAAGGCAAGUGCUGUGUAAAGCUGCUGAAUCCGUCUACAGCCGCAUCAUCCAGGUGAAGAAGAUGAAGGCCAUUUACCACAUGCUGAACAUGUGCAGCUUCGACGUGACGAACAAGUGCCUCAUCGCUGAGGUCUGGUGUCCUGAGGCUGAUCUACAUGACCUGUGCCAAGCGCUAGAGGAGGGGUCGAGACAGAGCAGUGCCACAAUCCCCUCAUUUAUGAACACAAUCCCAACAAAAGAAACACCCCCGACUCUGAUCCGCACCAACAAAUUCACCGAGGGAUUUCAGAAUAUUGUGGAUGCCUAUGGAGUUGGGAGCUACAGAGAAGUGAAUCCAGCUCUCUUCACCAUCAUCACUUUCCCCUUUCUAUUUGCCGUGAUGUUUGGAGACUUUGGACAUGGCUUUGUGAUGUUCUUGUUCGCCCUCUUGUUGGUGUUAAAUGAAAAUCAUCCCAGACUCAGUCAGUCCCAAGAGAUCAUGCGGAUGUUUUUCAAUGGUCGGUACAUCCUCUUGCUGAUGGGGCUGUUCUCAGUGUACACAGGUCUCAUCUACAACGACUGCUUCUCCAAGUCAGUCAACAUUUUCGGCUCCAGGUGGAAUGUGUCUGCCAUGUACAGUUCCAGUCACACCCCAGCAGAGCAUAAGAAGAUGGUGCUUUGGAACACCAGCACUCUCAGGCACAGCAGGGUUUUGCAGUUGGACCCCAGCAUCCCAGGAGUGUUCCGAGGCCCAUAUCCUCUUGGUAUUGAUCCUAUUUGGAACUUGGCCACAAAUCGUCUCACUUUUCUCAAUUCUUUCAAAAUGAAAAUGUCUGUGAUUUUAGGAAUUAGUCACAUGACUUUUGGAGUUGUUCUUGGGAUAUUUAACCACUUGCAUUUCAGGAAGAAGUUCACUAUUUAUUUAGUUUCCAUCCCAGAACUUCUCUUCAUGCUCUGCAUCUUUGGAUACCUUGUAUUUAUGAUUAUCUAUAAGUGGCUGGCUUACUCAGCAGAAACUUCCAGAGUUGCUCCUAGCAUUCUGAUUGAAUUUAUUAACAUGUUUUUAUUUCCGGCUAAUGAAACAAAUGGUCUUUACCAAGGGCAGGAGCAUGUCCAGAGACUGUUGCUGGUCAUCACAGCAUUGUCUGUCCCUGUCCUCUUUCUGGGAAAGCCACUCUUCCUGUUAUGGCUGCACAACGGCCGCAGCUGCUUUGGGGUGAGCCGGAGCGGUUACACACUUGUAAGGAAAGAUAGCAAGGAAGAAGUUUCUUUGCUGGGAAGCCAAGACAUCGAAGAGGGGAAUAACCCCAUGGAGGACGGAUGUAGAGAAGUGCCCUGUGAGGAGUUUAAUUUUGGAGAAGCAUUAAUGACCCAAGUGAUUCACUCCAUCGAGUACUGUCUAGGAUGCAUCUCCAACACUGCUUCCUACCUGAGGCUCUGGGCUCUCAGCCUGGCUCAUGCACAGUUAUCUGAUGUCCUGUGGGCCAUGCUGAUGCGGGUGGGUCUCCGAGUAGACACAACUUACGGAGUCUUGCUGCUGCUCCCGGUUAUUGCUCUCUUUGCAGUUUUGACAAUUUUCAUCCUUUUGAUCAUGGAAGGGCUUUCUGCAUUCCUUCAUGCCAUACGCCUCCAUUGGGUAGAAUUUCAGAACAAAUUCUACACUGGUGCAGGCACCAAAUUUGUUCCUUUCUCAUUCAGGCUACUUACAUCGAAGUUCAGUGAUGACAUGACAUGAUCGUACUGCUGUAUCCAACAAGCUUUCAGAUUUAUGGAGGAUUAUCAUGUUAAUUGAAUUUCACUUAUGUCAAAUUUACGUAGGAAAAAUUCCAUCUUUAUUGAUUGCCUUAUGAUAUAGCCAAAUAAUUCUGUAAGAUAUACCUCUUCCUCGUAUGUUAAAUAUUUUAUAAAGCUUACCAACUUGAGAUGCAAAUUUGAGUUUUUAUGAUGAGCAAAUAAAAGCUACUGCCAAAAGUUAUGUUCAAGUUACUUUUAAAAAUACAGGCUUAGGGGAGAGCAGCCAAUUUUAAAUGGCUAAUUGAAAAUAGUCUUAGACACUUGAUUCCUUUUCACCUAAUUUAAAAAAAUGGAGUUGUUCUGUUACCUGAACUUGCCAGAUAAUAUUUUCCAACAGCUGAAGUAUAGUUCUUUAAAUUUAAUGAUGGCUAAUUGAAAGAUUCACAUUUAUUCUGUGUGAUUAAAAGUAUGCAAACUUUUUUUAUUGUAUGUUAUCUAGAAUUUUAAGUAGGGGAUUAUUUCUACAAUUUUGACCUGUUUUAAUAAUCGGGGAAAUGGGAUAAAAUACAACAGAUGUAUUAUCCCACUUGUAUAUUUUUUUAAAGGUUCUUGUCCUGUUUUCCUUACAUAAGCCCAAUUAUGGUAAUCCUAUUUGAAAAGAUAAACUGUGUACUGAGCCGCAAAACCCAGUGUGACUGUGGACAAUAUAAUAUGGAUAUGAUUUGAACUUAGUGACCAGCAUGGUUGAUGUGACUGAACCAAAAGGGUUUAUACUGAAGAAAAAAAGGUCAAAAGUAAAUUUUAUAGUUUUAUAAUUAUUAAAAUUUUACUAUGAAGAGAUUACAUUUAUCUUUGAGAACAACAGAAUUAUACUUUCAGACUAUUUCUAAAUAAAGAUCUGAUAAAGGCA